AUGAUCAGAGGUCCGCAUGCAGCAUCACCACUGCUGGAUGAGAGUCUUGCUAUGUUGCGAACACCCCAAGUUGCUAAAGGUGAAGGAUUGGACCGCCUCCAAGUCUUCUCCUAUUCACUCACCCUCAUCAAUUUGAUUAACUCCGGUGCUACAAGCUCAGAGCUCUAUGGCGACCUUCACGAUAUUCGAGCUCUUAUAGCUCUGUUUUCUUCAAUUUCUUUUUCUCAUAUUCCACGAUCAGCAAAUGAACAAUCAGAUUUGCGUGCAAAAUCUGCUUUGGAUGCUUGUAGAAGAACAAUAAGUUGA
Molecule: messenger RNA, 306 nt
Organism: Arabis nemorensis
Lineage: Eukaryota; Viridiplantae; Streptophyta; Magnoliopsida; Brassicales; Brassicaceae
Source: the annotation of a GenBank genome assembly